Molecule: messenger RNA, 2693 nt
Organism: Silurus meridionalis
Lineage: Eukaryota; Metazoa; Chordata; Actinopteri; Siluriformes; Siluridae
Exons: 4
Coding region: 701-1639 (312 amino acids)
Source: RefSeq, a predicted model, not a curated record
UAUUUUCUGACCUGAAUAACAUAACUUAGAACUUUGGCCACGUGCAUAGCUUAAGUUAAAUCCGAGAGGAAAAAAUGGUUUUAGGUGUUAACUGUUUAAAGAUUAAAAUAGCGAUGUGUCAUUAAACGAUUACUAAACCAACUGCAAUUUUAAAUGUAUUUAAAUCGUACAUGGAUAACUUCCAACAGUUGCCAGUUGGUCGGGUGUUCUAUGUGAACCAUGGUUUUACCCCGUCUGUGUCUUUUGCUGUUGGUCUGCUCUUGUUCUGUGGUUUAACGUUUGAUGGCAAAUAAAGACAGUUAUAAACUACUGCAAUUAGUAAAUGACAGUACUAUUCUAAUAAUUCUCUAAAAAUAUAAUGCUGGCUUUGUAAUUUCAUAAUCAAAAGUAUGCUUUUGUUUCUAACUAAAACCAUUUUUUUUCCUUUUCAGAUACAUCAAGCAUCUUUUCUUACAUCUAAAUGGUGGGACAACCUCCUAGACCUUAUAUGUGAAUGUGGCCAUGCAAAGUGUGUGACAUUUCAUUAUCUACCCGAGACCACUUCAGAUCUUUUGAGUUGACUUCUUCACCAGGUAAAGAGGUUGCCCUGGUUCAGCUUGAAGAACUGACAGACUGCUAUCCACUUGUGGCCUAUACAGUUUGUUCCAAACGUAUGGUAACCCUGAAGAGACACAUCGUCAUCAAAGAUUAAAAAAUCAGGAUGGCAGGACCAGUUAGCUUCAGAGUCCUUUUUGGAAGUGAAGAUGAUGCAAGAAAACUAACCAUUAAAUCCGGAAUACCGUCUUCUGUGGAUGAAUUGGCUUUUGAAAUUAAGACCUUCUUUGGAGUAACAGAGCAGUUUAGGCUUCAAUACAAAGACGUAGACUUUGGAAACGAAUUCAUGAACCUCUUAUCAAUUUCUGAUAUUCAAGAUCGCAGUACUUUGAAAGUGGUAUACUUACCUUGUGAGGCUACCACCUCCGCAAUAUCCUCAGCUCCAUCCACUAAAGAUAACUGCUCCACAAUCCCAGUUACUCCCUCCAAUGUAUCUUGCAGCUCCUCGUCACAAGAACCAAGUGAUUCAGCAUCUGUUGACUCCUGUAGCAGCAAUGAUACUGUCAUAUUGUCAUCUCCUGACUCCCGGUCUUGCACUUGGCCUAAAGAUUUUGUAGUGCCACGAUUUUCAUAUUGUGCCGAGAUGCAGCUCCAGAAGGGAAAUGAUGAAUUCAAUGCAAGUGGAACUCUCCUAUCUCUUACGCCCAAACUCAGAUCUGAUAUUCUUGAAGGCAUUGCAGAAGAAAUAAUCAAGUAUACAGCAUAUCCAAAGGACAAUCAGUUUGAAAAAGUUGCUGAGGCCUUGAUACAAACCCAUCCAUGUUUGCGUGAGAAAGGAACACGGACUGGGUGUUGUGGAUGGAAGCACUAUAUUAAGAUAAAGAUGAUGAACUUCCGCACCAAGCUUGGCCGAGCUGGACACCCAGAAGUCACAGUCAACUCACUUAAAAACAAACAGAAAGGCCAGGGAAAACCAGCUGCAAACAUAAAAAAGCCACGGAGGGCAGAGAUUAAUUUCUGUCCAAACCAUCCGAGAGGUGAAACCAAUGACAGCCUGGAGGUGGAAAGGGUUGCUCUAUUGACCGAGGUAAAAAAAAAAGAAUAACGAGACCGUUAUCAAGGAAAAGAUGCAGCGUACCUUCUCAUACCGACGACAAGAAAUUCUUCAGGAGCCAAUGAUUACAGAGGUCCGAAACAGAUGGCCAGCAUUGUUUGAAAUUGGAGAAGUAAGUAGUUAAGUGUUGUUUGAAACGGAAGCGCAUCCUGGACAUGUGGUCUUGUGCAACGGCCACAUGUAAAACACAGACACUCCUACCUCCGUUAUUAACACAGAGAUGUUAGUCCCGUCCCAAUCCAUACAUUAAAUGACAGACGUCGGCUGAAAAAAACUCUAACUUGAAUGUCGUUUGGAAAACUAGUCCCGUCCGAAUAGGGCUUUUCACACUCACACACACACACUCACACACACAUACAGACACUCACUGAUACACUCACACACACAUCAUAAUCAUGAACAUUUUAUACAUAGACGCUAAUACAUUUUUGUGACACUGAGUACUUAUAUAUAUAAAUGCACAUAUGUGUGAAUAUUUGUUUAUGUUUGUAGUACUUAUAUUUUCUUUAUAUUACAAUUACAAUUAUUACAAUUUCUUUUUUUGCUCCUGUUUCUUUAUUAUUACUGUUAUAUCUGUAAUUGUUGUAAUUGAAUCAUGAACAUGUUCAAUUGAAGGCGUUUUGCUUUGGAGCGUAACUAAAAUGUUGGGUUACUUUGUCCAUAAAGGAGAGUGAGGAGUGCUGAUGAACAGUAACCUCACAUGACCUCCACAAGCACUUUAUGUUUUAGUUUGAGAUGAAUUUGUUGAUGUUUAAUAGUUUGUGUUAUCAUUUUUAUUUUAAAUGUUAAUAAUCAUUUGUUGAAUGUUUUAUUUCUAUGUUUAAUAUUUGAUUAAACCUGUCUGACUGAACAGACCCUUAAUUGCUGCACACAGACACACAGAAUUGUGCUGCACAGACUACAGUAUGUGUACAGCAGUUCUCUGGAAAGAGAUUAUCAAGACACAGCACAUGCUGACAGGAAAGUCCCAGUGAUGCACAAUAUGAAUGCUGUCCCCUAUACAUUUGGCCAGCUAUACACACACACACACACACACACACACACA